CGUGAUCCGGACGAACAGAUGAUCCGUUCCAUUUAAUAUACGUGGUUUCCACUUUCGCCGAAGGUUGCGGAAGAGGUUCGAGUUUUGUUGUUAUCUCUCCCCCAUCUUGUCUUCGGCUUCCCCCUGGUUUCACGUCUUUCAACCCGUCAAAAUGGUUUCUCCCCAAAUUACCAACCUGGCCAUCAUCUUGGUGAUGAUGCAGCUGGCCAAGAAGGUUCCCUUUGAGAACCCGGAUGUGCUCAUGGCUGUGCGCGGUCUGUACAUCCUGUCCAACGUGAUCAUCCUGGCCAUCAACCUGUACACUCAGGCCAAGAUCAAUUCUAAAAAGGAUAUGACCACGCUCAAGUAUGUUGAGCCUGCCCCCAUGGGCACCGGCGAGGAGGGCAAGCCCGUCACCACCACCAACAUGGACUACGACAAGGGUCAGGUGCGCCAGAUGUUCCGCUCUCAGCUGAUGGGUGUCGGCAUGAUGGCCGUGAUGCACUUCUACAUGAAGUACACCAACCCCCUCCUCAUCCAGUCCAUCAUUCCCCUCAAGGGCGCCUUUGAGAGCAACCUGGUUAAGAUUCACGUUUUUGGCAAGCCCGCUACCGGCGACCUGGCCCGCCCCUUCAAGACCGGCGGUGGUUUCAUGUCCCAGGGUCAGCCCAAGAGCGACAAGGCCUCCAUUGAGAAUGCGGAGAAGAACUACCGGGGUGGUGUCAAGGAGGAGUAA
Messenger RNA from Penicillium longicatenatum, 715 nucleotides. Its product is annotated as PHO88 family protein. The transcript has 3 exons. Lineage: Eukaryota; Fungi; Ascomycota; Eurotiomycetes; Eurotiales; Aspergillaceae. Gene Ontology annotation, cellular component: endoplasmic reticulum; mitochondrion. Gene Ontology annotation, biological process: protein targeting to ER. Bases 152 to 715 code for a protein of 187 amino acids. The record is from RefSeq and is a predicted model, not a curated record.